AUGGCACCCCCAAAGAAGGGUUUCAAGGGCUUUGGUGAAUGGGACCCGACACCGCUUCAAAAGGAAGUGCCUGCAGCGCCGAAGGAAGAUAGCAAGCCUAAUCCAGCACCUGAGAAGCAGCAAAGCCCACGAGGUGGCUCUCGACGAAGCUCGAAUUCAACCACUUCGAAACAGCAGUCCCUAAAUCCCAAGCCCCAGUUUCCAAAGGUGGAAAGAGCUCAGCCACCACGAGUACUCACCCAAGGGUCUGGAGCUUCCCGAGGACCUCUUCGACCUCCUGUGCCAAAACAAAAAUACUCGAAUAUAGUUCUUGAGGAGCGGCCUUCUACAACACUGACUGCAGCCCAAAAGGUCAAACGAGUCAAGGGCAUAUACUGGAUCACAGGAAUCGGUGUUUACGCUUUAUCAUCUUAUGGUGUCUAUCUUUACAUCCAGUAUGGAAAGGCUGUCAAGCUGAAUGAAGAGAAUGAGAAGCAGUACAGGCUUGGAAUGAAGAUCAAACCUGAGAUUGACACAAACAAAGUUUAUGAGAAUAUUUCAGGGAAAUAUGACUCGAAUGUCAGGUGGAGUGAAUUCUUCAUGGGGAUGCCGUUGUUAAGAAGGUGGAUGAUGUUGGGAUUGCAGGGGGACGUCCUUGAGGCUUCGGCUGGUACCGGGCGCAACAAUUCUUAUUACCCCGUCCGAAAUUGCAACUCGGUUACGAUGGUAGAUAGCAGUCCAAACAUGUUAAAGAUCGCUAAAGAUGAUUUUGAGCGCCGAUAUCCACGUUACGGUCACAUCUCGUUUGCCCCGCAGGAUGCCGGUCAACCGAUCAAGUCACCUUCCGGGGAAGGCUUCGACCGGGUUAUUCAGACUAUGGGUCUUUGCUCUCAAAAGUGCCCCGUUGAGACACUCCGAAAUCUCGAACAACACUGCAAACCUGGCGGUAAAAUAUUACUCUUGGAACAUGGAAGAUCCCAUUAUGAAUGGUUAAACAAUAUUCUAGACGCUUACGUUCUGGAUCACGCUAGAAACUGGGGUUGCUUCUGGAACCGGGAUAUUGGCGGGUUGCUCGAGGAAAGUGGCCUCGUGGUCACUAAAAUUUCGAGAUUCCAUCUCGGAACCACCUGGCUAAUUGAAGCUUCUCCACGCCCCCGGAAGCAGGAUCGAACUGCUGAACCUGGUUCUGAGAGUAAAUAG
Molecule: messenger RNA, 1179 nt
Organism: Orbilia oligospora ATCC 24927
Lineage: Eukaryota; Fungi; Ascomycota; Orbiliomycetes; Orbiliales; Orbiliaceae
Exons: 4
Coding region: 1-1179 (392 amino acids)
Source: RefSeq, a predicted model, not a curated record